Molecule: messenger RNA, 1338 nt
Organism: Fusarium coffeatum
Lineage: Eukaryota; Fungi; Ascomycota; Sordariomycetes; Hypocreales; Nectriaceae
Exons: 3
Coding region: 1-1338 (445 amino acids)
Molecular function (GO): NADP binding; glutamate-5-semialdehyde dehydrogenase (NADP+) activity
Source: RefSeq, a predicted model, not a curated record
AUGUCUCUCACAAACGCCUCCCCCGAGGCCGCAGCGAGCGCUGCGAAGACAGCUUCCUUCACCCUCGCCACUCUCCCGGCCUCGGAGCGCAACAAUGCCCUCGAAGCCAUCCACGCUGCUCUGACAGCCUCAAGGGAUGAUAUCCUUGCUGCCAAUGCCAAAGAUCUCGAGCUUGCAAAGAAGGCCGCUUCUGAGGGCGGUCUCAGCCAAGCCCUUGUUUCACGAUUGGAUUUGGGCAAGAAGGGGAAGUGGGAGGAUAUGCUUAAGGGAAUUUUGGAUGUGAGGGAUCUGGAUGACCCUGUUGGUCAGAUUCAGAUGAGGACAAAGCUUGACGAUGACCUUAUGAUGGAACGUGUCUCAUGUCCCAUCGGUGUCCUUCUCAUUAUCUUCGAGGCUCGUCCCGAGGUCAUCGCCAACAUUGCCUCUCUUGCUAUCAAGUCCGGCAAUGCUGCUAUUCUCAAGGGCGGAAAGGAAUCCACAGAAUCAUUCGUCGCCAUCUCAAAGGUCAUCUCAUCGGCCCUCGAGACUACAAAGGUCCCCAACUCAGCCAUCCAGCUUGUCACAACCCGCGAUGCCAUCUCCGAGCUUCUCGCGCAGGAUCGCUACAUCGACCUUGUCAUUCCCCGCGGUUCAAACGAGCUUGUCCGCUACAUCAAGGAGUCCACCAAGAUUCCCGUUCUUGGCCACGCUGAUGGUCUCUGCCACAUCUACCUGACUGCCUCGGCCGACAAGGACAAGGCCAUCACUGCUAUCGUGGACUCCAAGACCAGUUAUCCUGCUGCAUGCAACGCCGUUGAGACCCUUCUUGUUCAAGAGUCCGCUCUCAACACUGUCUUCCCCGGAGUCGCCUCCGCUCUGGCUGCCAAGGGCGUUUCGCUCCGCGUUGACGAAGCCAGCAAGGCUGCUAUUGCCUCCCUAUCUCUGGAAGGUGUUCAAGACGCUACUCCUAAAGACUACGAUACCGAGCACCUUUCUCUUACAAUUGGUGUCAAGACCGUUUCUUCGAUUGACGAGGCCAUCACUCACAUCAACACACACGGUUCUCACCACACUGAUGCCAUCAUGACCUCUGACUCUGCUGAGGCUGAACGUUUCAUGAAUGAGGUCGACUCUGCUGGUGUGUACUGGAAUGCUGCUACCCGUCUUGCCGACGGCAUGCGAUAUGGCUUCGGUACUGAGGUUGGUAUCAGCACAAACAAAAUCCACUCCCGUGGCCCCGUCGGUCUUGAUGGUCUCACCAUCUACAAGUACAAGAUCAGAGGCGAUUACCAGGCUACCGCUGAUUAUGGAGAUGGCGAGGGCAAGAAGCCCUGGAAGCAUGAGAAGCUGUCCCUGUAA